AUGCCAAAACGGUCUAUGCAAGAACCCGUCGCAAUAUGCCAGUUCCCCGUACACCCUCCCAUCAGCAAGCUUAUACAUCUGCCACAGUUGCAAAAUCACUGAAUUUCCUCGAGAUCCCUCAAUUCUGCUAUAACCACCCCAGACCCUGUAUUCCUCUUACUAAAAGUGAUCAAAGAAUGUUGGCUUGAAAUGGAACUCACUACUGGGACGACUUGCUUACCCUCCAUCAAGCAAGAAUCCACCAAAGUCCUCUCCCAACUCCGUACAGCAGUCCAGGCCCAGCAGUGGGAGUCCAUCCAUCGCCUGCUUACUGAAGCCCAAAUGGUAGAGGAUAUUUUAAAGAAUGAUGCAGACUUCAGAGAAUUUGCAGUAGAGAAAGUAUGGAGAGACUGUACAAGAGUGGUUAAGAAGGAGAAGGAUAGGAAUAGUGUACUGGUAGAGAAGGAAAUCAGGCAGAGGUAUGAAGGAUUGAUGGUGGAGACCGUCAAGCAGCUUGGGAAACAGAGAGUGAGGGUAAUGGAGAGAGGACAGAGGGAAGUUGAGAGGAGAGAGAGGGAGUUUGAGCAGAGAGUGGAGGAGAUGAGAGAGGAAGAAGAAAGGAGAAUGGAGGAAGAGAGAGUGGUGUUUCAGAGAAAAGUGGAGCAGUUUGAAGAGAAAUUACGUAAAGCUGAGGUGGAAAAAAUUCAAAUUAAUACAGAAAAUGAGCAAUUGAAGAGCAAGAUAGUUAUUCUUGAGGAAAAUUUAACUGAUGAAAGGAAAUCAAUGGUGGAAUUGAAAGCUUCUUUUGAUAAAGAAAUACAAACUCUAAGAAAUACUCAAGCAAUCCAUCUCAAAGAGUUAGAUGAAUCUUAUUCUAUCAAAUUCGCAAACUUUAGGAAUGGAAUUAAGUCCAAACACUUAAAAAUCAUAAAAUCACACCAAACUCUACAAAGAUCGAUCAAACAAAAAUCAGAGUUUAUUUCUAAUCUUCAAAAAGAGGCUGAAACAACAUCAAAACUUUCUGAAUCCCUAUCUGAAGCCCAUCAGAGACUUUCAAAACAAUUUAAUGAACUCAUAGGUCAAUACACGAAAGAAGGGUUCUCUGCUCUUUGUGAAUCACUAAAACCAACAAUAACCUGGAGAAGAGACCUCAGUGGCUAUGUAAAAUUCACAGAAGAUGACACUGAUCUUUUUCUUAGAUUUGAUAAAGAAGAGCAUCUUAAAUUGAUCAAAUCAAUUAAAAUGAGACUUCCUAAAUUGGAGAUAUUAAGCAUUGGCAUUACAAUUCCUAGGGAUGUAGACCAUUUGAACCAAUUUCUAGAGAGAUACUUCCCCAAAAGAGUUGCUAGUUUAACUCUUCAUAUCGAUCCGACUGAUCAUUUCGAGUCUAAUAAUUUAGUCCAGAACUUACUUUAUAUUUGCCCAAAUGUCAUGGGAAAACUAUUUUUAUGGAACUUAAGGAUACCUCAAGACCGCUUGGUCAAGCUAAUCUCUGUUAAUAAGACUAAAAUUACAUUGGGCUUGCUCAAAUGCAAGCUAAUGUUAGACUCAGUUCCUGUCUUUGAAGAAGAUCUCGUCGGAAGCACACUGCAGACUUUGAAUCUGAGCGGCUGUAGGAGUUGCUUCAAAGAGAAUUGGGAGGAAGACUGCUCUCUUUUUAAAAAUUUAAUUGCUGGGCUUUCGAAGUGUGAGGAUUUCAAGUCUAAUCUGCACAAAAUUAUUCUCCACGAUUACAAACUCAGUAGGGAAGAGGUCUCCCAAAUUAUUCUUGAGAAUGGCUUUGAAGAGGUAGUAAUUGAUAAGUAG
This is a messenger RNA of Moneuplotes crassus, 1785 nucleotides long. The record is from the annotation of a GenBank genome assembly. NCBI's taxonomy places the organism in Eukaryota, Ciliophora, Spirotrichea, Euplotida, Euplotidae.